Messenger RNA from Priceomyces carsonii, 414 nucleotides. It is a transcript of the gene RPL23A, whose product is annotated as 60S ribosomal protein uL14. The record is from RefSeq and is a predicted model, not a curated record. Lineage: Eukaryota; Fungi; Ascomycota; Pichiomycetes; Serinales; Debaryomycetaceae. The coding region runs from base 1 to 414 and encodes 137 amino acids. Gene Ontology annotation, molecular function: large ribosomal subunit rRNA binding; structural constituent of ribosome. The transcript has a single exon. Gene Ontology annotation, biological process: translation. Gene Ontology annotation, cellular component: cytosolic large ribosomal subunit; ribosome.
AUGUCAGGAUCUGGUGCUUCAGGAAACAAGUUCCGUAUGUCUUUGGGUUUACCAGUUGGCGCAGUGAUAAACUGCUGUGACAACUCUGGAGCAAGAAAUUUGUACAUCUUGGCCGUUAAAGGAUUUGGUGCAAGAUUGAACAGAUUACCAGCAGCAUCUGCUGGUGAUAUGGUCAUGGCAACUGUUAAAAAGGGUAAGCCAGAAUUGAGAAAGAAGGUCAUGCCAGCUAUCGUUGUUAGACAAGCUAGACCAUGGAGAAGAAAGGAUGGUGUUUACUUGUACUUCGAAGAUAAUGCAGGUGUUAUUGCCAAUCCAAAGGGUGAAAUGAAAGGUUCUGCCAUCACUGGUCCAGUUGCUAAAGAAUGUGCUGAUUUAUGGCCCCGUAUUGCUUCUAACUCAGGUGUUGUCGUUUAA